UGGGGUUGGUGUCGAAGCCCUUUUCCAAUCUGGCAACGCUGGUUGGUGGUGGCGGCGCAGAUGGCUUCAUCUUCUGCAAGAGUUAUUCAGGCUGUCAAGCCCCACAACCCGCUGAUAAAAUUUCGCGCGGGCAGCGCAAGGACCGAGAGAGUUCUCACAGGGCCGACGCAGACCACCACUUCGUCAGCGGCGAUGAAGGCCACGAGUAGCUCCGCUCCCGCAGAAUCCAAACCGGUGGGCUCUCUGCCACGCGGAUCUGGCAUCGACGAAUCUCAACUACCUGCCCGGUACGCCAGGAAACCGCUGUCCCAAUAUGAAGGCGACUACAUACAGAGAGGCGGCCCCGAGUAACAAACAUCCCUGCAUAGCUGCUGUAAAUAAGAAACGCUCAAAAGGCAUUCUUUGAAGCCCAUAUUGAAGAGACCUACUUUAUAGCAACAAUAGUGAAUGGAGGGAUGGACCAUGACAAGCAUGGAAAGGAUGCACCAAUGCAAUUAUUUAUUUAACAAAAGGCAAGCAGCCCUGAAGGCCUCAUGUUGGAUGUGUCGUGAAGGCGGCUGCUACACUCUGCAAGUGCCCAGUGCAUUCCCAUGCAAUUAAAUAUGUUUGUUCUUGUUGUGGUUAA
Messenger RNA from Rhipicephalus sanguineus (brown dog tick), 625 nucleotides. RefSeq names its product alpha-ketoglutarate dehydrogenase component 4. The record is from RefSeq and is a predicted model, not a curated record. The coding region runs from base 61 to 351 and encodes 96 amino acids. Lineage: Eukaryota; Metazoa; Arthropoda; Arachnida; Ixodida; Ixodidae. Gene Ontology annotation, biological process: 2-oxoglutarate metabolic process. The transcript is spliced from 4 exons.